AUGCCCAAGCAAUUGGUAAAGCACCGAGUUUUGACAGUGAAGGAGAAGCUCGAGCUUAUUCAGGCGAUUGAACGAGGAGUCAAGAAGGCAGCACUAGCUCGUGAGAAAGGAUUGCCCCUGACCACUGUCUGCACGAUCUGGAACUCCAGGGAGAAACUGUGGAACUCCGACGCAGCAGCCAACCUGAAGAGGUGCCGUUUACGUGGAUCUUCCUAUGCAGAUGUCGAAGGGGCAUUGGUGUUGUGGCUGAAGAAAGCAUGGAGUGAGAACCUGCCUGUCAGUGGCCCGCUCCUCGUCGAAAAAGCGCGGACUUUCGCGUUACAACAGCGACAUGAUGACUUUGUGUGCAGCAACGGAUGGCUUGCAAGGUUCAAGGCGCGCUACAACAUUGUUUCGAAAGUGGUGUCCGGCGAAAGCGCGGAGGCCAACAAAGACGGCGCAGAAGCAUGGGAAAACGGACAGCUUCGCCAAAUCCUGCAAGACUACGAUCCUGAGGACAUUUUUAACAUGGACGAGUCGGCAUUAUUCUUCAAGUUGCUGCCUAACAGGACCCUAGCCUUCAGUGGUGAGACUUGUUCUGGUGGGAAGCACUCAAAAGAUAGGAUUUCCGUCGCGUUUGCCGUCAACAUGACUGGGAAUGAAAAACUGCCGCUACUGGUUAUCGGAAAAGCAGCGAAGCCGCGAUGCUUCAAGGGAGGAAGACUGCCGUCCGACGUUCUCUACCGCAGCAACGGGAAGGCCUGGAUGACUGCUGUUCUGUUCGAGGAGUACGUCCGUCUCCUGGACCGUCGUUUUGCCGCAAAGAACAGAAGAGUGGUUCUCGUGCUGGACAAUGCAUCUUCGCACGUCGAUGUGGCCAACCUCACCGAGAUCAAGUUAGUCUUUCUUGCCCCCAACACGACAUCGUUGUCGCAGCCCCUUGACCAAAGGGUUAUACGGGUCGUAAAGCAGCUGUACAGAAAGAACCUGCUGCGUAGGAUGCUCCUAGCAAUAGAGAACGGCAAAACCUAUUCAAUAGACCUGUUGGGUGCCAUCCAUCUCCUUGCGUUCUCCUGGGCUCAGGUGGAGUCAACGACAGUGCAGAACUGUUUCAGACACGCCAAGUUUGUGCGUGCGGACAACAACAGUCCUGCUACUAACACGGUGGAAGUUGAAGACGCAUCCUGUGACGACCUCCUUUCCGAGGUAUUGGAACGCCAGGGCUCUGCUGAGAAAGUCUCCUUCGAGGCGUUUCGCGAUGUAGACAACGAUGUUGCAACAUCUCCCGGGUGGUCCGACGCGGACAUCAUAGCUGCUGUGGCUCCAACCAUGCCUCCGGAAGACUCCCAGGCUGACGACGAUGACACGGAGGAGGAAACCGAAGAUGUGCCGUGUCCCACGGUUGCGGAAAGUGCUCGAGCGUUAGACGUGAUGCGCGUGUAUGCAGAAAAAAAAGGACUACUGGAGCAGCUGGCUCCCGGUUUGAAAGACUUUGAAGCCGCGAUUCUCGCCGCGAGAUUGGUGUACUGA
Ornithodoros turicata is the source of this 1509-nucleotide messenger RNA. RefSeq names its product tigger transposable element-derived protein 4-like. The record is from RefSeq and is a predicted model, not a curated record. Gene Ontology annotation, molecular function: DNA binding. Gene Ontology annotation, cellular component: nucleus. Lineage: Eukaryota; Metazoa; Arthropoda; Arachnida; Ixodida; Argasidae. The coding region runs from base 1 to 1509 and encodes 502 amino acids. The transcript has a single exon.